Messenger RNA from Ixodes scapularis (black-legged tick), 3769 nucleotides. RefSeq lists its product as uncharacterized. Lineage: Eukaryota; Metazoa; Arthropoda; Arachnida; Ixodida; Ixodidae. The transcript has 13 exons. The record is from RefSeq and is a predicted model, not a curated record. Bases 167 to 1642 code for a protein of 491 amino acids.
ACGUUUUGUUUGGAGCGACAGUCGGGAUUUUUACCAAACCGGUCCCCUGAUCCGCCACAGCGGUAUUGAGGCUCGCGCUCCCCCUUUGAAGCAGCGCGCGGCCAGAGGGCUACCGCGCUCGCAAUAGCCAACAGUAACGCUUUGCUAAUACUCCGUAUUAUGUGACAUGACUUUAGGCCGAGUAAUGAAAGUGUUACAACAUUUCCAUCGUUCGCAGAGCUUGGCUGUUGCAAGACAAGGCGAACCACUCGAAGAUCGUGACAAGUUUGCUAUUGUAGCAUUUCCUGAAGAAGAUCACAGCUUGGCCAUUAUUCACAAAACAUGGCUCGUUGAAAGCACUGAAACGACAUUUUGGCCUAAGGAAAAAAAUCCUAACAAGCGUCGUCGAAUGACAAUCGAAGGCGUCAAACCACAAGACAGUUGGAUGCAGGUCAAAUGCCUGAUCAAGGACUGGGCUGACACAUAUGAGAAGGCGCUGGAGAAACUUCAGGCUCUGGAGUAUACGUCAGACUUCACUAGUGAAGAAGAGCUAGGUCGUGGCAAGCGAAAACGCCGUCCGACCUUUCCUUUUGACUAUGAUGACAGCACCGACACUACAGGUUCCGACGAUGAAUAUGAACCACCAAAACCACCCACGCCACCCCAGCCACGGAAGAAAACAGGUGCCAACUUCUCUAAGUCACCUCUGCAUCACUCUGCCCUGUACGAAACUGUCACGUCCCAAGCCACAUCCCAAGCACGUGCCCAGUCUUCACGCAUGCAGCCACAGUACAUAGGUCUCGACAAUGUCCAGCUUGUACACGCAUCCCACACGAACAGGAUGAUGUCCAGCCCGAGCAUCCAGCCUACAGGUGAUGACUUGGGUCCACCAGUGCACACACCAUAUGCGAACAUUUUGCCCCAUUCAAGUAUCCAGCCCACAGGUGUCCACAGCGUCCCCCCAGUGCACACUCUAUACAAGAGCAGGACACCUCACUCAAGCAUCCGGCCUGCAGGUGCCAAUGAUGUCCCUCUAGCGGCGGCAACACUGUGGCAGCAACACCACGAUGCACCUGUAACCCCUAUGAACAUGUCUCACCCUGGCACUGGACGGGUAAACACAGAUGCACAGGUGCCUGUGUUUAUGGAAAGGAUCCUGUUGGCACUGAAUUCCAUCAAGGUGACACAGCAGACCCACUCCGAGUACUUUAGCUUGCUGCUCAGAAACACCGAAGAUGCCCCACUUGAUCCAGAGGGCCUGCCGGACUUGCCUUUUUCUACAGUACAGGACUUCGUGCACUUUGACAAAGAGCUGGAGGUCGACAAGAGAGCAAGACUUCGUAUGAGACAACACAUGUUAGUUCAAGGAGGUGAUACACCUAAAGAACGGACCACCCGAAUUUUGAGAAGUAUACUAUCUUCAAGUGUCGCAGCCGAGUACAGCUGGUGUGGCGCCAAGGGAAAACACAAGUUUUCUGAUCUCAACAUCUGCAAGCUCCUGUGCAGCACCCUCACCUACCGUCAAAACUUGGAAGAAGCCAAGGCAACUAAGAAGGACAUAGAAAAAGCAGGCAUGUCGUGGCUCCGUCAUGCUGCUGAGCGGGCAGCGGCAGAAAAAAAGUCCAUGGGAAGGAAGGACGGCACACCAUUUACACUAGACUAAGAAAUCACUUCAACAGGGCAGCCCUUUGAAAGGAACUAUGCAAGUCUGUUUCUUAACGUUUUGCACUACAAUUUGCAACGGCGGUGCCCGCAGGGAGUGUGGUAAUGUAUCUGGAGAGCUACAUUUUCAAAGAAACAACCUAAUUGAGUAAAAGUUUAAAAGUCUGAAUGCUUUUCUCUACAUAUGGUGUUUGCUUGCUUAUGGCACACAUCUGAUUGUUGCAACAGCUGAUAAACUGCAGCAGCAGUUCACAAAUAAAAUACUCGCAUAGCAUUUUUGGUUUGGAAAAGACCGUCUGCUUUGACCGAGGGGGCCGUAUGUCGGCUGUUUCACCAGUCAGACUUGUGACGUUAGGCGAAUGCUGCAGAUAAGGAGAAGACAUUCCUAUUUUUUAACUUUCUUCUCAGGUAAAGCCAUUCAUUGAAAUUUGGAUGGAAAAUUUCACCACCUACGGAUACCAGUGUCGUAAAUUGUAGCACAGUACAUUAAGACAACAAUUUAUACAGUUCCUUUGAAGUGCCCUGUAUGUAAGAUGUGCACCAAUAUUUUUUUGGCAAUUCACUAUCGAUUCAAUAUUCUAACAGCCAUUCUGGCAUUUCAGUUUUGUGAUACUUUAUACAAGAUGUAUUUGUCACACUUGUUUACACUACUCUUUUCUAUGCAGUUCAUGCAUUUUUUCCUGUAUUAAGCAAGUUCAGAGUCACUGAUGUCACUUGCUUUUAGUAUAAAUUUAGCUAUUCAGUGCUCGACUGCUAUUGUAGACUUUGUGCAUUAUUUAAUGUAGAUGUCUGGUCUUGCUGACCUUGGUCACAUGGCAAUAUUUUUUCUAGAUUUUGCCAAAGUAAUUCUUUUGCACGACUUGCAUACAAUCAUUAUACACUGUUGGCCCCUAAGCUGAAAGGGGGUUAGUCAUUUUUACUGGCAUUACUGUCCUGCAACUUGCAUUUUUAGUACUUGGCAUGUACUGCUUCUAUGCCUUGCCAUAACUGUAUUUCAGUUUUAGAUAAUGUGUUAUUUUUUUUAUAAUUAACAACUCUAGUGCAAUACUGUGAUAACAUAUUCUAUGUUUCUGCACUUCAAAGGAAAUGUUUGAGUGAUAUGCAGAAGUAAGCAUUCUAGUGAAAUACUGUGAUAAUAUGAGGGGGCAUCAAAACGUUUCUGAACUGGCAUCCCUGAACAAAAACAAAACAAGUACAGCAGUGUGACACUUCCUGACAAGCUUGCAGUCUGUGCCGAAAUUUACUGUGCAGGGCGAGAGUGAUCUCUAGCUGUGCUUGUUUGUUCAGCAGGGAUUUGCAACUUUCUCACCGUGAAACACAAAUGAAAAACUCAAACCACGUCCAUACAUCAUUUUCUGUGAAAAUUGAGAAGAACACAUUAGAAACUCAGAAACUCCGUCAGCAAGCAUUCGGUGACUGAUCUAGGUUACACAAAUCUGUGAGUGGCAUGGACAUUUUAAGUGAGGCUGAGAAUGGCUUGAAAACAAUGAAUCAAGAGGAUGCCCUCCAACAAACCUAACAUUUAAAAAUGCAGAAAAAAUCCUCGUUAAUUCAGUAACACUUUCUGAGAACGAUUUCGGACAUUGCUGAACAACUCGACAUUAUUUAUGGUUCAGCAAUAUCCUAAAUGCGCUUCCGACGGUCUUCGUGAAAUAACAUAGAUUUUUUUUCGGCAUUCUGAAAUGUUAUGUUUCUCGGAGGGCAUUCUCUUCAUCGUCUCCAAGGAAUUCUUGGCCUUGCCUAAAAUGUCCAUGCCACUCACUUAUACAUGUUUUUACUAAAUCAUGGUCACCAAAUGCUUGGUGAGGAGUGUGUGGUAUUUUGACAUGUUCUUCCCAAUUCUCACAGGAAAUUUGAUGUAAACGUGCUGUUUGAGCUUUUUAUUUGCCUUAUGCAGUCAGAAAGUUGUGAAAUACCUUUUAAACAAACAAGCAUAGCUCGGAAUUCAUUUUGUCACCACACAGUGACUGGCAAGCCUGCUAGGAAGGGUCAGGUGUGUCGCACUGUGGUGCUGCAUUUUCUUUUUGUUCAGUGGUGGCUGUUCAGAUACUUAUUGAUGCCACCUCAUAUGUUAUUUCUCUGUCUUUGCUUUUUACAUUGAAAUAAUAAAGCUUUAUUUGUUUCGAGA